AUGACAUUUGGAGCCUGCUGCUCACCAAGUACCGCUCAGUACGUAAAAAAUACUCAUGCGGCGAAAUAUGAACAAGAAUAUCCUGCUGCCGUCGAAGCAAUCGUAAAGAGACAUUAUGUCGACGACAAGCUUCUAAGUGUAGAAUUGGAAUCACAAGCGAUUCAACUGUCGAAAGAGGUUAAAAAGAUACACGCGUCGGCCGGAUUUGAAAUCCGCAAUUGGACAACGAACUCACCAGCAGUUCUGAAAGCGAUGCACGAGCCAACAAUAGAGGAGAAAAACCUAAGCGGUGAAAAUUCAUUCGAAAAGAUUCUCGGGCUAUGGUGGGACACCUCAUCAGAUUGUUUUACGUUUAAAAUUUCACCUCGCAUAGACAAGCUUCUACUAUCUGGACGACGUCGACCAACUAAACGGGAGGUCCUUCGAACUCUCAUGAUGGUGUUCGACCCGCUAGGGCUCAUAGGGCACUUUCUAAUGGUUUUAAAAACACUCCUUCGAGAAAUCUGGCGCGCUUCGAUCGACUGGGACGACAUAAUCGAUGACUCACACCUUAGCAAGUGGACAACGUGGUGUUCAGCACUACCAGAAAUAACAACCGUGAAAAUUCCUCGUUGCUACCGAAUGGUGACGUCUACAGCCGACAGUACAACGAUCCAGCUACAUAUAUUCGUAGAUGCGAGUGAGACUGGCUACGCCGCUAUCGCUUACUUGAGAUAUCAGGAAGGAACCGUCGUCGAAUGCUCCCUAGUUAGCUCUAAAACAAAAGUUUCGCCUUUGAAAUAUCUGUCAAUCCCGCGCUCUGAGCUGCAAGCUGCGGUUAUCGGCGUUAGACUUGCGGAAACCGUUUCUAAAUCAUUGUCCAUUAGAGUGAAGGAACGCUUCUUUUGGACGGACUCGAAGGACGUACUAUGCUGGCUGAAAUCCGACCAUCGGCGCUAUAACCAGUACGUCGCGUUCAGAGUUAGCGAGAUACUGGAGGCAUCUGAUAUACGCGAAUGGAACUGGAUAUCGACCAAACAGAAUGUCGCGGACGAGGGAACAAAGUGGAAAGGCCGUCCGGAUUUGUCCGCCUCUAGUCGCUGGUUCCAGGGACCAGCGUUCCUACGGAAAUCACCCGGAGACUGGCCCAUUUCAGAUAAUCAUAUUGGCAGUACAACCGAAGAACUUCGUCCUCACUUACUGUAUCACACCAGGAUCGAAGAAUCAGUUAUUAAUUUUAAUCGCUUCUCAGAUUGGCAGAAGUUACUACGUUGUACCGCUCGUGUUUUUCGCUGGGUGCACAACAUGAGGCGUAACAAGAAGGAACGAAGAGAUGGACCACUCAAACAAGAAGAACUAAUCGAAGCUGAAUGUUAUCUGUUUCGCGUAGCGCCGGCAUCAACCUACAUCGACGAAAUCGCCAUCCUCUCCAGAAACUCAAAUGAAAGCACUCCUAACAAGUCAAUACCUAGAGGCAGCCAGCUUUACCAACAGUGCGCAUUCCUAGACACUAACAGUGUGCUAAGAGUUCGUGGUAGAACACAAGCCUGUCCUUUUAUCGCCAGCGACGCCGCUCAACCGAUAAUCCUUCCGCGAAACCAUCCAGUCACCCAACUCAUCAUUUUCGACUACCACAAGCGGUUCAACCAUCAAAAUCAUGAAACAACAAUAAAUGAGAUACGGCAGCGCUUUCGUAUUUUCAGACUUAAAGCCAUAUACAACAAUAUCCGCAAAGAAUGUCAAGAAUGUAAAAACACUCGUGCCUUACCUCAACCGCCAGCAAUGAGCGACUUACCUCCACAACGACUCGCUGCAUUUACUAGACCGUUUACAUACAUGGGGUUGGACUAUUUCGGUCCCAUGACUGUAAGCAUCGGAAGGCGAACCGAAAAACGGUGGGGGGUUCUUGCCACUUGCCUUACAACUCGCGCUAUCCACCUAGAAAUAGCUCACACACUGACGACCGAUUCGUGCAUCCUAGCGAUACGCAAUAUUAUGGCUAGAAGAGGCGUGCCAGCCACUAUCUUCAGCGACAGAGGCACGAACUUUCAGGGAAGUAGCAAAGAAUUACGAGAAGCUUUGAGAACCGUGAACCAAGAGCAACUUGUAAAAGAAUUCACGACACCAGACACAGAAUGGACCUUCAUCCCACCGGCUUCACCACACAUGGGGGGCGCAUGGGAGCGCUUAAUCCGUAGCGUUAAGUCUAAUCUCUGUAAACUGCAAUGGAGAAGGCUCCCGACUGACGAAGUACUUAAUAGCACGCUCCUGGAGAUAGAAAACGUGAUCAACUCACGGCCACUGACAAACAUCCCUUUGGAAGACGACGAAUCACCGGUUUUAACACCUAACCAUUUCUUGUUGGGAUCAUCAAACGGACUUAAGGCAUGGGUACCGUAUGACGACAAUCCUGUGGUACUUCGAAAUAGCUGGAAACAGUCACAACUGAUAGCCAACGAAUUCUGGCGAUGGUGGCUGAGAGAUUACUUACCCGUUAUCACUCGACGCACCAAGUGGUUUACCAAGGCAAAACCAAUCGAGAUAGGCGACGUUGUAGUCAUCGCGGACCCAAAGGGUCCCCGUAAUAGCUGGCCAUUGGGACGAAUAAUCGGAGUGAAAUCAGGAGCAGACGGGCAAGUAAGAAGCGCCACAGUGCAAACCAACCAGGGCAUAUACGAGAGACCAGCGGUGAAGCUCGCCGUACUCGACGUGGGCGUCAAGGACUAA
Wyeomyia smithii (pitcher-plant mosquito) is the source of this 2706-nucleotide messenger RNA. RefSeq lists its product as uncharacterized. NCBI's taxonomy places the organism in Eukaryota, Metazoa, Arthropoda, Insecta, Diptera, Culicidae. Gene Ontology annotation, molecular function: nucleic acid binding. The transcript has a single exon. Gene Ontology annotation, biological process: DNA integration. The record is from RefSeq and is a predicted model, not a curated record. Bases 1 to 2706 code for a protein of 901 amino acids.